Messenger RNA from Coturnix japonica (Japanese quail), 1274 nucleotides. It is a transcript of the gene ZAR1, whose product is annotated as zygote arrest 1. Lineage: Eukaryota; Metazoa; Chordata; Aves; Galliformes; Phasianidae. Gene Ontology annotation, biological process: translation. The record is from RefSeq and is a predicted model, not a curated record. Gene Ontology annotation, cellular component: cytoplasm.
UGCCGUGUGUGCGCUAUGGCGGAGGACGCGAUGGAGAGCUACCUGUACGCCGCUUACCCGCCCUACUCGUACCGCUACCCGCCGCCCAAAGCCAAGGGCGGCCCGGGCGGCUGGCGGCCGCGGGGCGGGUACCUGGCGGGCUACGGGGAGGCGGCGGCGGCCGCGGCCGAGUACUUCGACGACUACCAGCGUGCGCAGCUGAAGGCCAUCCUGUCCCAGGUGAACCCCAACCUGACGCCGCGGCUCCGCAAGGCCAACACCAAGGAGGUGGGCGUGCAGGUCAACCCGCGGCAGGACGCCUCGGUGCAGUGCUCCCUGGGGCCCCGCACGCUGCUCAGACGCCGGCCCGGACCCGCCACGUCGAGGCCCCGCGAGGCGGCCCCGGAGCCGCAGCCGGAGCCGGAUCAGGAGCAGGGCAGCCCGGCCACCACCAGCACCCGAGCCGUGCGCUUUCCCCGCACCGUGGCCGUGUACUCGCCCGUGGCGUCCCGCCGCAUCACCGCCUUCAACGAGGAGCCGCGAGAGCCCCGGGAGCCGCCGGCCCCGGCCGCCGUCGAGGAGGAGCGGCGCGAGGCGGAGGCGGUGCGCGCCAGCUGGGAGGAACCGGCCGAGGGCGAGGCCGCUCCGCUGGAACAACGCGGGGCCGCGGGCUCGGACGGAGCCCGGCAGGAGGAAGAGCCGCCGGAGGAGCCUCCGGUGGAGCCGCCCGCCGCGCCCCAGAAGCAGGAGGCGGCCCCGGGCAAGGCCCGUCUGCGCUUCCAGUUCCUGGAGCAGAAGUACGGCUACUACCACUGCAAGGACUGCAACGUCCGCUGGGAGAGCGCCUACGUCUGGUGCGUGCAGGGCACCAACAAGGUCUAUUUCCGACAGUUCUGCCGCACGUGCCAGAAGUCGUACAACCCGUAUCGCGUGGAGGACAUCACCUGCCAGAGCUGCAAGCAGACGCGCUGCACCUGCCCCGUGAAGCUGCGCCACGUGGACCCCAAGAGGCCGCACCGCCAGGACCUGUGCGGGAGGUGCAAGGGGAAGCGGCUGUCCUGCGACAGCACCUUCAGCUUCAAAUACAUCAUCUGAGGACGAGGAGGAGGGGAUGGGGGGGGUUGUUUGUUUAGGGCUCUUCCGGGGAACUGCAGGCUCGGCAGGUUGAUUUCUGUUGCUGUUUGGGGGUGGCUGGGAAAGCUUGCGAGUAAAGAUUUGAUGAAGCCUCUGCUGGUCAGGUGGGGCUGUGCCCGGUUUACAGGGCUGUGUUGAAAUGUUGGGAGUUGUGUAAGGGA